Amaranthus tricolor (Joseph's coat) is the source of this 2928-nucleotide messenger RNA. Its product is annotated as glutamate receptor 3.6-like. Gene Ontology annotation, molecular function: glutamate-gated receptor activity. The transcript is spliced from 6 exons. The record is from RefSeq and is a predicted model, not a curated record. Bases 105 to 2798 code for a protein of 897 amino acids. Gene Ontology annotation, cellular component: plasma membrane. NCBI's taxonomy places the organism in Eukaryota, Viridiplantae, Streptophyta, Magnoliopsida, Caryophyllales, Amaranthaceae.
CAAAAAUACAAGAUUUUCUUUAACUUUCCUUGGUUUAAAAUGAGAUUAUGGUUAUAAUCAUGAAAACAAGUGUAUUAAGGUCUCAAAUUUUGUGCUAACCCACCAUGAUUUUAAGGGUUUUAUGGCUGUUCUUGUCACUGGUAUUUGUUUUAGAGAAAUGGUUAGUUUUUGCAGUUGGGGUUGGUACAAAUUCUUUAACUAGGCCUAGGGUUGUGAACAUUGGUGCACUCUUUUCCUUGAAUUCCACUAUUGGAAAAGUUGCAAAAGUUGCAAUUCAAGCUGCAAUAGAUGAUGUAAAUUCUUCCUCAAAUGUUCUUCAUGGAACCCAACUCAAUAUCUCAAUGCUGGAUAACUGUCAGAAUGGUUUCCUUGGCGUUGCUCAAACAAUAUCAUUAAUGGAGGAAGACAUAGUUGCAAUAAUAGGUCCACAAUCAUCUGUCGUAGCUCAUGUAGUUUCUCCCGUAGCAGAGGGACUCAAAGUCCCUAUACUGUCCUUUGCAGCCACAGACCCAUCUUUAUCUUUGAUCGAGUAUCCUUUUAUUGUCCAGACAACUCGGAAUGAUCUUUACCAAAUGGACGCUGUUGCGGAUCUCAUCAACUACUAUGGAUGGCGGGAAGUAACCGCCAUAUACAUUGAUGAUGAUUAUGGAAGAAACGGAAUUGCAUCUUUAGAUGAUAGUUUAGCCAAAAAUAGUUGUAGGAUAAGCUAUAAAGCGCCUAUGAGCCUUGGCUUAAGCCGUGAUGAGAUUAAGAGACUGUUGUUUCAGGUUAUCUUGCAAGAAUCUAGGAUUUUUGUUCUUCAUACUUAUCAGAGUUAUGGUCUUAAGGUUCUUGAAGUGGCUCGUUCUCUUCAGAUAAUCGAUGAAGGUUUUGUUUGGAUUGCUACGAGUUGGCUAACUGAUGUUAUAGACACUGAUUCUCCUCUUCCUUCCGAAUCACAAAGUGAUGUUCAAGGGUUACUUACCUUUCGUGUGCACACGCCAAAUUCAAAUCUCAAGUUAAACUUCACAGCUCAAUGGAGCAACUUAGUCAGAAAAGAGCAUGAGAAUACCUUGUUUGGAUUGAAUACAUAUGGUCUUUACGCCUAUGAUUCUGUUUGGAUUCUCGCUUAUGCAUUGAAUGCAUACUUCGCUCAAGGGGGGAACAUAUCAUUCUCAAAAUAUUCACCCGAAAAUCAUCAAAAUCAGAAUAGAAACUUAUACCUUGAUUCAAUGAAGAUUUUUGAUGGGGGAGAAGAGCUAUUGUCCAAAAUAUAUGAAGUCAAUAUCACAGGGUUGACAGGCCAUAUUCAGUUUGAUCAAGACAGGAACUUAAUCAACCCAGCUUUUGAAAUCAUUAAUGUGGUCGGAACAGGUCAUAAUAUAAUCGGAUACUGGUCUAACUUUUCUGGUCUAUCAAAAAAACCGCCAGAGGUUGUACCCUCUAUACCAGGCGUAAAUCAGCAACUGUCAAGUGUAAUUUGGCCAGGCCAAACCACAGAUAAGCCUCGCGGAUGGGUUUAUCCAAGCAACGGAAAGGUCCUGAAAAUUGGAGUUCCACACCGUAUUACCUACCUUGAAUUUGCUUCAUAUUCAACUAAAACACACUCAUUCUCAGGAUACAGCAUUGAUGUGUUUACUGCUGCUUUAAGUUUGCUACCAUAUGGUGUUGCGUAUACCUUAAUACCGUUUGGGGAUGGAAAAAGUAACCCGAACAUGGAUGAGCUUGUCGAUCUACUAUCUCAAGGAGUAUAUGAUGCCGUGGUUGGUGAUAUAGUAAUUACGUCCAAAAGAGCUAAAAUAGUAGAUUUUACGCAGCCAUUUAUUGAGUCGGGUCUUGUUGUUGUAGCACCUGUUAAGACCAUGGAUUCAGAUGCGUGGGCGUUCUUGUGGCCGCUAACUCCAAAAAUGUGGUGUGUGACUUGUGUAUCUAUCAUCAUUUUCGGAGGUGUCAUAUGGAUAUUGGAGCAUCGAUUCAAUGAUGAAUUCCGUGGCCCUCCCCUACGACAAUUUAAAACAGUGUUAUGGUUCAGCUUUUCAACUUGGUUUGGUUCUCAUAGGGAGACGCCUCUAACUUUGUUGGGUCGAUUUGUUCUAUUCAUAUGGCUGUUUGUAGUCCUAAUUAUCACAUCGAGUUACACUGCAAGUUUGAGCUCUGUAUUCACAUUGCAUCAGAUUUAUUCCCCUAUCAAAGGUAUUCAUAGCUUAAUGGGAAGCAAAAGUCCAAUAGGAUAUCAAAAAGGUUCAUUUUCUGAGAAUUAUUUGCAUGAGGAGUUGAAGUUUCCCAAGUCUCAACUUAUUCCUCUUAAUAAUGAAGACGAGUAUAAAGAAGCUCUUAGAAAGGGCCCUAAGAAUGGAGGGGUUGCUGCCAUAGUUGAUGAUAUGUCACGAAUAGAAAAUUUUCUCUCAAGGAAUUGUGAAUUCACUAUCAGAGGUCAAACAUUCACUAAAAAUGGAAGGGGAUUUGCAUUUCCUCAAGACUCUCAAUUGGCUAUAGACAUGUCGACAGCCAUAUUAAAACUGUCGGAGGGAGGCGACUUGCAGAGAAUCCAUGAUAAGUGGCUCACAAAAAGUGCUUGCAGGUCACAGGAUACCAAGCUUACAGUAAACAGGCUGGAGCUUGAUAGUUUCUGGGGUCUCUUCUUCGUUUGUGGUUUAGUUUGUUUCUUUGCUUUCAUCAUAUAUUUUGGACGUUUGGUGAAGAAAUUCUUGCACCAUCGGCCACCCAUUCAGGAUGAAUUCGGCUACCAAACACCACCGCCCAAGAGCCGCCUCAAGAGGUUUUUUGUGUUCUUCAAUGAGAAGGAAGCUGAAUCAUGAAACGGUUUUGAAGGCUGUAGACUCAAUUAGGAACGGGAACAGCAACAAGAGGGGGUGAAUUGUUUUUGUUACUAGUUUAAGCGUUUUUGCCCUGUUUUUGCGGAAUUGAAUUAAAAUAAAUAAAGCUUAA